CUUUUUACAAGAGACUGUGGGAGAAGACCGGCUCAUUCAUCAUUGAGAACGUCUACCUGCCUGCAGCCCAGGCCAGAGAUAUGGGCACUUUCAACACUACUGUAGAUAUCAAACUUCGCCAGUGGGCUGAGGUCCAGCUACCCAAGAAAUGUGUGGAGAUUGGCUGGGACACCUUGCAUGAAGAGUUCACACAGCUGCUGGAAUCACACAAGAAGAGCAAGGACUAUGACGAGGUCUUUGAUAAUCUCAAAGCUGCUGUGGUGCAGAUGUCCAAGCUCAAACAUCAUUGGGAGAGCAAGGCGGAGGACAGUCUGAGAGUUAUCCAGCUGAACACGCUGGAGGACAGGUCAGUGCAUGACAAGGAGCAGUGGGACAAGGCCGUCCGCUUCAUGGAGGAGACCAUGAAGGAGAGGUUGACACAGACGGAGAAGGAGCUGGAGAAUUUGACAGGUCCAGGAGUCCUGAAACAAUGGUUGACCUGGUCAAGGCGCUCGGAGGAGCAUGCUAGAGUCUGGGCAGUCAGGAACGAGCUAGAGAAGAUGUUGAGUGCAGAUCCAGAGCAUAAAGCCCAUUUGGCUGCAGAUGAGCUGACAACCGUCCGACGGAACUUGAUGAAUCAGAAUGUGGAAGUUGAUGGGGAGAUGAUCAGGGAGACCUGGUACUAUGUCUACCGCCGCCACUUCUACAAGAAAGCCUUCCAGCAGGCCAUGGAUUGUAAGAAGGGAUUCUACUACUACCAGAAAGGAUUUCAGGAUCAGGAGGUCAACUGUAACGCUGUCGUUUUGUUUUGGCGGCUACAGCGAAUGUUGCAAGUCACAGGCAAUGCUUUACGCCAGCAGGUCGUUAACAAUGAAGCUCGAAGACUGGAAAGGAUCGUCAAGGAGGUGCUGGAUGAGAUCGGAGAUAACAAGGCCCUGCUCGAGAGUCUGCUGACCGGACGUAGAGUGCAGUUGGCGGAAGAACUCAAGAAAGUUCGCCAGAUACAAGACAAGCUGGAGGAGUUUAUCCAAGCACUCAACAAGGAGAAGUGA
Candidula unifasciata is the source of this 1031-nucleotide messenger RNA. NCBI's taxonomy places the organism in Eukaryota, Metazoa, Mollusca, Gastropoda, Stylommatophora, Geomitridae. The record is from the annotation of a GenBank genome assembly.